Molecule: messenger RNA, 29943 nt
Organism: Wyeomyia smithii (pitcher-plant mosquito)
Lineage: Eukaryota; Metazoa; Arthropoda; Insecta; Diptera; Culicidae
Product: protein sister of odd and bowel-like
Exons: 3
Coding region: 1953-4346 (797 amino acids)
Biological process (GO): regulation of DNA-templated transcription
Molecular function (GO): DNA-binding transcription factor activity, RNA polymerase II-specific; RNA polymerase II cis-regulatory region sequence-specific DNA binding
Source: RefSeq, a predicted model, not a curated record
CAUUAGCCACUGUGUGUUUUCUUUCCUCUGUGAGCGCUGUGUGCUUCCUGUUCCUCUAAGUUCUCGGUUCCGACCGUUUUUUCCGUUCUUUCUCGCAAGAAGCACUUUUUCACCCACCGACUGUGUGGAAAUCGCGUCGUGAACAAACAUUUUUCAAAUUCUAGUAAGUUUCGGAUGUGAAAAGUGGCAAAAAGUGAUUUCCAAAAGUGGCGCUUUCUGGGAGCUGAAUGCGGGAAAAAUCGAGCUACUAGAAAAUGGCUCUCGGACGGCGAAUGCUUUUAUUAUCAUGGUGGUGGUGGAUGUGAUGAGCCGAACUGUGAAAACCUGUUCGAGCAACCAACAACUUGUUAGAGGAGAUUCAAGUACAACCCGAAAGGAUAUAUUUGGUUGUAUUAGUGAGAAAAAGUCCGAAAGCUAUUAUUUCGAUGGUGCUAGUGCGUAGUGAAAAAUGCUAUGAAAAUUCGAGUUUACCAGCAUGGCCGCCGGGCCCGGUUCAGUGCUUUUUUAAUUCCAAGCUGAAAAUUGUUGAAAAGUGUCCAAAUCAACGAACGGGGCCGUGUUCUUUGAAAGUGUUGUGUAAUUUUUACUUGAACUAAACUACCAAAACUGACAAAGCAUAGCAAGCAAGAAAAUUGUGCUUAUACGUAGAUAACAAACACCUGCUGAAACCGCACCUGUUGGACCGGACCUGUCCACCCCGGACAUCCGUUCGAGGGAAUCAUGCAGAAAACCACCCGCUCCUUUACCUGUCUCCCAACCCGAAGUGGAUGGCACUCUAUUUCGGCUACUUGUUGCAUCAGGUUGUAAUUAUUACAUACAUAUAUUAGCAAACUCCUGAAACAGAGAUCCAUUUUAAAUGUGAUUUGAAACCUAGAACGAACAGUUAAAAAUGCAAUUAAUUAUUGGAAAAUACAACGAAAGCAAUAACUGUCCUGUGAAACAAAAGCAAAGUUAAAAUCUAGCAAUUUGGAAUCUAAUUCCCUCUUCCUAAUGUACAAUUACGAUAUAGAGCAAUGAAUAUUUUAUACAGCAAACUAUAAAAAAAUAAACCAAAUAAGGAUAAAUCAAUACCGCUGCACAACAACUCACGUAAACAGCAAUUUCCUCCCACCCGCAAACAGAAACAACGACAUAGCGCUAACUGCUGAUGUGAAGCAAGUAAGAAACUCGUCCAAAACUACCCCAUAACAACAAGUGUUAUACGAUUGUUUUUUUUUCUAAGCACAUAAAUAUACACACUGACUCACCUAUAUUGCUGGCCGCUAUCAUUGACCUCUCACCCCAUCCACAAUCCAAUCGAGACAACCCAGGAAAGAGCAGCACCUACUCGACCAAAAAAUCGAGCAAAUCUACCCUAAACACCAGAAGCCCGAAACUCUCUCACACACACAAUCAAACCAGCGGCAGGCCUGACGACACUGAAAAUACAAACAUUACACACCAGGAAAAAUCAACAACUCAGUCGGACCAAAAGUAAGUGAAACCAGUGGGACGCGAAGCCACCUGCUCUUGUAUUCUCUUCGCAGUCCCUUCAAAGAUAGAUCCGCUCUGAUGCACAUGUGAUCCACCAUCGCUAGCCUGUCGCUUGGUGUAGUGGGAGGAAAAACAGUCGUUCAAACGCGAAACUUGCCACAACAGGCAAGCGAUCUGAGUCUCUAAGCCCCCACCCAACCAGAUCCCAGCUGGGAUUCGUGAUUCUAUCCGGAGAAAGAGAGGGCCAUUAAAACAUAUUUCAUAAAUCCAACAAGUGUGUUGUUUUUCCGAAUCGUUUGCCGCUUUCCUCUUUCCUGGCAGGCGCCAGAAAAGGCAACCAGAGCCCCAGCGGCAAGAAGAACUUUUAUUUUUAUCGAUUUAUUAGUCUAGCAGCUUGGUACCAGUGGUGCAAGAGGUGCGAGAGGUUCACGGGUUCCUUCCAGAAAUAAAUAACAUUAUUAGUUCGGAUCAAUCCAAACAUGCCCCGUUGCUACAUCGUAAAAAAGCAAAGUGGGCUAGGGAACGACAAGGAUACCGGCAGAGUAAUUCCCUACGGUCGGCUCGCUACUAAUGGGUUGCUACCCAGCCAACCAAACGGUAGUGUUAGUAGUGGUGGGGUUGGAAACGGCAGUGGCCAUGUUACAAUUAUCAGCGGGACCAGCAGCAGCAACGGAAGCAGCACAACGGAAGUGGGAAAUGUGAUUGUGAAGCAUAGCAGCGCUGCUGGCAAGGGCGGCAGUCCACUGGUUAGCCCAGGGGGAGUGAUCUGCAGUCCCAGCCCGGCUUCGGCCGGAAAUGUAAUUAUACUGAAUAGUGUGAGUGUGAUCAGUGGUGGUCCCGGGGCGAUAGGAAAUGUGAUUGGAGCUGAUGGCACCGGGAUCACUGCCGGCGGAGGAAGUGGAAUGUCCGGAGCAGGAGGAGGAGUGAUACAGCGAAUGGAGGAGAACAGUGGACCCACCAGUCCUACGGAGGCAUGCGUUGCGCCGGUUUACUACACCAAUAUAGCAGAACAUCAAAACGGAUUCUCCAUUCAGUUAAGCGAUUUCCGGAACACGAAAUGUGGCCCAAUCACCGCCACCGUUUCCCACAGUAACACCAAUAUCAAAACUAACAGCAAUAAUAACACCAACAACGGCACCAUUAGCCACGUGAAGGCUAAUUCCUCAAGACAUUUAACGGUAAGUGCUUCCUCAAUUCAUUCCGUCGUCAACCAGUCGCCUUUGGCAUCAGCAGCAACAGUAACUUUACAGCCACCAUUACCGACAACAGCGACGGCGGUGCUAAAAUCCGGCCGUAGCCAUAAUAAUUAUCCGAAUAAAAGAGAACAACAGAUGUUAAUUUACACACAGCCCCCAUCAGAUAAGAAAGGAGAUAAAUCACCCUCGCCGGGGCCUGCAGGCAUCAACUCAUCUUCCAACGAAGCUAUUGGCGGUGGUGGAAGCAGCACAACAGGUCAUCAGACGUCAUCCGCCCUAUUCCAGUACGACACCACCUCACCGAUAUUCCGCGAGCGGAGCAUCGAAGAAACAGAGGCCGCACAUGAUUUAUUGUCCUUAUCGCAGAGCCUACCCCCUCUUCCGGCUCCGUGCGUGGUGACAAUUCUUCAUCCAAGCACGGAACCAACCGUGAAUUUUGUCACGUCCAGCGCACCAACCGCCAGUAGUGCCCCAUCAUCUGCCAUCGUGCAGAACACCAAUAACAUAAUAAAUAUCGUCGACGGCAGCUACCAGUGUCCCCCGGGAUCGGCACCAAUAUCGAUGAUAAUUCCAUGUUAUGGAAUUACAACGACUACCACCACCAUUCCAAUGGUAAAGUCUAUAGCUGCCUCAGCUGCUCCCCUAACGCCGCCAACGUCGGAGCAUUCAUCUGACACGGAAAGUAACGGAUCUUCACCGGCCGGCCAGCUAGUGGUGGGUUCAUUUGUAUCAUCGUCUUCCAACCAGUCCAUCAAGCGGACCAAAAAAUCUUCCUCUUCAACUUCAGCACUCGCACAACCCAGUAAAAAGACCAAAACAGAUCUUACCGAUUCUUCAGUGACUUCUACUUCAGCUGCUGAAUUGUACACCUACGAUGAUCUGAUCUCUAGCGAUGGUCGUUCGAAAAACCGGAAAAAAACUACCAGCGCUGCCACAAAAUUACCAACCACAGCAGCCAACGAGCAAAAGCAGCCACCAGCAGAAGCCAAACCGUCAGUAUCGCACGCCGGAUCGAACACUAAAGGUAAAUAUAAAUGUCCCGAAUGUGGUAAGCAGUACGCAACAUCGAGUAAUCUAUCCCGACACAAGCAAACGCAUCGCAGCCUAGACUCCCAAUCCGCGAAAAAGUGUCAGACCUGUGGCAAGGCAUACGUUUCUAUGCCUGCCCUAGCGAUGCAUCUGCUCACUCACAAACUGUCUCAUAGUUGCGGUGUUUGUGGAAAGCUCUUUUCCCGUCCAUGGCUACUGCAAGGCCAUCUACGCUCACACACUGGAGAAAAGCCGUACGGCUGUGGCCACUGCGGUAAAGCAUUUGCCGAUCGAUCUAAUCUCCGGGCGCACAUGCAAACCCAUUCCACAGACAAGAAUUUUGAAUGCCAACGAUGUCAUAAAACUUUCGCCUUGAAGUCUUAUCUCAACAAACACCUGGAAUCAGCCUGCUAUAAGGAAGAUGAUAUGAUCGGUGGUAGAAAGAUCUAUCACAGUAGUCAGGAUAUCGACCGGGACGAGGCACGCCAGAGGCAGUUGCAGCAAUUACACGACGAAAGCAGUAGCAUGACAAUCGAUGUGGUCACAACCACCAGCACCUCAUGGAGUGACAAUUUUCUUCAAGAUCCUGCCGCGGACAUAGAUGACGAAGCGGAUGAGGAUGAGGAUAUUGAUGUUAUUACGACGUAAGAUUCAGUUGUGCUAACAAUUUAACCAUAAAAUUGCGUUGAAGUACCUUUUUUUUUAUUCUAACUCUUUGCUACGACUGCUGCUAUUGAGGUUUAUUUUGAAAUUGCAUGACAUUCCAUCCAGUUUCAUUAAAAUAUUUUUCUUAUCCUGUUUCCUGAGUGGAUAAUCUCAAUGAAAAUUAACGGAACGCUUCCGAGAUCCAGUGAUGUUCCAACAAGUCAGCCGACAAAAUACUGUAAUUCUUUCUACUCGUGCCUGCUUCCCAUGUACGGAUCUCGUCCCAUUCAUUUUUGUAGCAAUCAUGUCUUCUCUCAUCAAUGCAAAAUUAAUUUACCCUCGUUCAGAAAACUCUAUCAUGGUAGAAUAACGAGCAUAUUAGAGCAUCUAUUUUGCUGUGAAAUUUUCCAAUCUUUAAAACACUAAAAGUUCUUUGAGCUAAGCUUCACGCCUCCGAUGCUUGAAAAUAGGACAAGAAAAAAACUGAUGAAAAGUAAUUUUAAGGAGAAAAAUAAAUUACUUUUUAAUGAUGACUCAUUGCCAUCUUGCCUGGAAGAAGAGUUUUCCUUCAUAAUAACUGCACUCUAGGCAUCUCUGCCGAAAUAAAUGCUAGGUGGAAAGCUGGCAGAAUUUUCACCGAUUCCUAACAGUGGCAAAAAGCGUGGCCGAUGUAAGCACUCACAGUCAAAUCACCUGCUUCCCAACGCUAAUGCGCCACCUCUUUGCAAGAGAAAUCGUGUCAUUUCCCCGUAUUUUCCGGGAAAUGCCAAACUGGCAUACUAUUAACGAUUACUCAAUUUAUGUCUCAUACCCAUGGAAGAAUUGUAGAAAAAAGGAAUAGGUACAAAAAAAUAACAAACUCAUUCUGCAAACUUCGGGUGUAGACUGUAUAAGCAACCUAUUCCCGGUCCACAAUCGCUCAACUAUCUACUCAAUUUGGGUUGAAAAAUUGCGUUUAUUGGAAAUUGAUGGCUCUCGCCUGUCAUCCACUUCAAGUAACUUCCUUUGGGGGUGAUUUUGAUGCUCUAUCGUGCGUAUAUUGCGGCAACUCAUAGUUUAUGGCAUUUGAAUUUUAUACAAACAUAGACAUCGAGUUUAUACGUGCUCAUAAUUAAAAAAUAGUAAUUUACAACUCUAUAGUAAACGUUAAAAAAAUUAUCAAUAUUGAAAAAUGAACAUAUGAAAGUAUAAAUUUAAAAAAAUCUCAAAUUCGAUUCCCCACAAACUGGUUCAAUAUAGAUGGAAUGAACUGUAAUCAAAGAAAAAAUUUAAAUUUCAUUACUUGUUAAAAAAAAAAAAAAACAAACAAAUUAUCUCCUCAAAAUAAAAAUCUCCUGGAGCAGCAUUUAAUUCAAUUUUCUUUAGUAUGUCGGACUAUCAAUGCGAUAACUGCCCCCAAUAUCUUUUUCCGCUAUAAAUCCCAGCUCAACUUUGUUACCUCCGAAGCUUAUGCCGAAAUACCGCACUCCAUAAUCGCCCAAUGAUCCUGGGUCCCACUUUUACCCUCGUCUCACUCAACGACAACAACAACUCCAACAAUCACUCCACACAGUCGUUUCUUUGUCACCUAUCUUAGAGCCCAAAUCCCGCACGCGAUGGGGACGACAACCACCAUGGGAAAGUAGGCACGUUGAAAAAAAAAGCUAAAUAAUGACACAUCCCAUCAAUCUUCGGUUACUUUUUCUCCAUUCUGCAUGCGCGCAAAGUCACUUGUUUUCUGUAAGAAUCUCAAGCAAAAAAUAUUAAGUCCACCUAAAAGCAUCGGCCGUAGCGUGUAUGAAAAAAAAUCCUGCCAUUUUUCGGGCCGACAACAGGCCUCAUAUAUAGCCGCACAGUCAACAGUACCACCCCGCUUCAUGACUCGCUGCGGACUGCGCUGGACAUCCAAGUCAUUAUCAAUCACCAUUAUCACCCAGUCCAGUCCAGCAAUGCAGGACCAACCAAUAGUGCGCGAGGAAGUAAAGAAAAAGUACCAUUUCUCCACCCUAGAAACUCGCCCUAGAAUCAAAGCCGAUGGCAACCGAUAAAAAGUAUAUCAUCUUCAAUCAUCGUCAUCCUUAUCCUCAUCAAACGCAAUCAUCGCGUACAACACAACCAUCAGCAGCCGCAGCAGCAGAGUACAAAAAAAUGCCAUCGCAAAUGUCAAUUAUUUUGGACACGUUUUAAUCGAUUAAUCGAUGUCAGAAAACACCAUUUUCAAACCAGGAAAAAUAACACUUUUCACUACAAAAAGCGAUGGACAAAUGGGGGAAACUGUGGCGAAAAUCUAAAUUCUUACUAGAUCAACAAAAGAACGAAAGCAAAAUAAACAAUGAACAAAAUUGACAAGAACCCAUUCAAUUAACUUCAAGAAGAGAAUGUAGGUAACACCUGAAAUAGUCCCGACGCUAUAUCAAGAUUUGCGUAAUGAUUCUGUAAAGCUCACCGUGAACCUUUUAACAGUGUUGGCGCUUUUAUCGACGAUGUUAAUUAGUGUUCAAUGAUCGAAUAGUUCAGAGUGUACUGCCUUAAUAAGCUAAAGGCAAAUAAAUUUCAAUCUUUCAGCAGCAACAAUGAGUUACAAUGUAACAUACAUUUAAAAAAUAUACCAAAACAGUGAGACAAUGCAAGCAUCGAAAAAUAGAAAGAAUUGGUUAAAUGUAGGAAAGCAAAAGUAACUUUUUCGUUAGUAUUACGGGUAUUUCCCACAAACUAGCCUCCUUCUAUCUGUGCUGUAAAAAAGAGCGAAGUAAAAGCAAUAUAUAUAUUCUUUUCACUAAACCUAUGGUAAAAAAUACCCACAAUAUAGACAGCACCAACUAAUCUUUUCUAACAGCAGUUAUAGCUUUAAGCGAAUUAGGCCAUGUACAGCGCCCAAACCCAAUUUCAAUAAUCACACAAGCGAUACUGACAAGUUGAGGUGAUUAAUAACUCAUUACUCGGGACAGCCACAUCGGACACAACUAUCGGCAGUUCGAGAACUAGGGAACUGAGCAAAAGUUUCAAGUAUAAACUGCUUUUUUCGCGCAGCAGUUUGCGUGUCGGUUCGAUUGGUGUACGGUGAGGGAAGGGUUGAUCUAUUAUUAUAUAUGAGACUUCCAGCCCCGAAAACCGCUAUCGUCAAAUAUGUGCUCUGUAAGAUAAAUGAUCCAAAAAGUGGCCCACUGUAUAAGAAUCAGAUGGUUCAGAAGUUGAUUGACGAGUGAAAAAUGACACAUAACAAGAGAAAGGAAAACACGUUUCCUGUCAUGUCCACAGAUUGUGAGCUGGUCGAAAAGUAGGUUAUAUGAAAAAGAGUUGUGUCAUCCAAAUGCAAUACUAAGAAAAUAAGCAACGAAAUUAGUGGAAAGAAAAAUGUAAAUUAUGCAAUUGUUUGAUUUUUUAUAUGGAUUCCUCAUUAGAUUUGUUCAAAAGUUUAGAACCCGGAAUUUAUACAUGCUGAAACUAAAACGUAACUAAAUACAAGCUAUAUACAUAUAUUUAUCCUACAGAAUGAACGUACUCGAUGCAACUGAAGCAAUUUUUCAAGGCAAUUAUAUAAAAAAAACAAUAAUACUCACAGCCCGCAUCUCCUAGAGAGUCGCUUCUAUUCAAGAUAACAUAUUUCGCUAUCAAAGCAUAGUGAUUUAUAGUAUUUCUAUAUUAUGUCAUUCUAACCUAGUCUGACUGCUACAGUCGUAUUCUCUGGUCCUUAUUUGAUUCUCUGUAAACAGAUAGCAAUUAACAGUAAGUGAUCAAACUCGUGUCUCUCUAGUCAAUUGCGUUGCCUUGGCAGUUGCGCGGAUAUUGAAUGAACGGGUUAUUUCCAGGAAGAAAAUUGUGUGUCAAUUCACAGGCAGGUCACGUCACGAUUUUAAAUAGUCAAUAAUUUUAACACGUUGGAAGCAAAAUUGAUUUAGUUAGGUUAGGCAAAGACCUCAUCGUUACUUUCGUUUAGAUGUCAAUAGUCUUGCUAAUGUUACGCAAAAAUACCAUGUUUAGAUUAUCGACAAAACAUGUUUAAACUGUUCAACUAAGUAAUAACAAACCUUGACAUUUUCAUACGCUAAGCUCUAUCAGAAAUCCACGAAGUCUUUCUAGUAAAACCAAAAGAACCGUUUCCGCCCUAAUCUUGUAUGCUUUGUGCACAAAAGUCGAUGAAUUUCGGAAAUAAUUUUCACUUUUUUUAUGUUUGUAGUGUCACUAAUUGGGAAGUAAGCUGCUACUGCUUUCUACUCUCUUAUCUUCUCUAUCGACCUCAUUUUGAACGUUUCGUAGAUGAAUCAAACGUAUGACGUAUUCUGGUCCAAUCGAAAUUUUAGACUAGAGCUAAACAAAGCCUGGAGAGCAGCCUUGUUUAUAGGCCUAGAUUUACGACUUUGAUACUUAUGUUUGGAAUCACAGCUGAUGAGUGUAAGUUAUCUUAAAUUUUGAAAUAUAACAAAAUUAUUUUUGGCAAAGGUAUAUGAAGCACGAAAAGGUUUGCAAAACAGUGGGAAAAUCAAGAUUUAGGGAAUAGCUGAAUAUCAAAGUUUUACAAAAAAGUUUAUGGUGAAACUUAUUGCAUUAAAUAUAUAACAACUAGCAGACCCGACAAACUUCGCCCCGGCCAAUUUUUUCUUUAUUUAAAUAAUUUGAAACAUGUCAUAUUGACUCCAUACGAUUUGUUUAUAGUCUGCAAAUGCAUGACAAUCGGAUAUUGGAUACGAUCAAAUUCAAAAGAUUAAUUGUGUAAAAUUAUUGGAUUUAUCGUAAUUAGAACAUCCAUCCUUUUAUCGUAAUAAGAACGCCCUCGCCUUUUGGCUUCUUUACAUCACCUCGAUUCUGGAAAUACCUAUAUAGGGUGUUAUUUGGUCAUUUUGAGCUGGUUUCCAGAGACCGGAAGUCGCCAUCUGAGAUUUCAAAAUUACAUGUGAAGUCAAUUUCUGGCCUUUGAGCAUCAAUCUAAUUCCGGGAAUACCCAUUUUGGGUGGUACUCAGCAAUUUCUGGCUGAUUUCCAGAAACCAAAAGUUGUCAUCUUUGAAUUCAAAAUGGUGUUGUUCAGGGUCAAUUCUUGGUUUCUAUGUAUUAUCCCGAUGACAGAAAUAUCCAUAUUAAGUAGUAUUCGGCCAUUUUUGGCUGCUUCCCACAAACCAGAAGACGCCAUCUUAGAAUUCAAAAUGGUGUCGAUUUGUGGCUUCUGUGUAUCAUUACGAUUCCGGAAGUAUCCAUAUUAGAUGGUAUUUGGUCACUUUCGGCUGUUUUAAGGAACAGGAAAUCGCUAUCUUAGAUUUCAAAAUGGCAUUUGGUGUCAAUUUCUGGCCUCAGAGCAUCAUUCUGGUUCCGGAAACACCCAUAUUGGCUGAUAUUCGGUCAUGUUCGGCUGUUUUCCAGAAACCGGAAGUUGCCAUCUUGAAUUCAAAAAAGGCGUCUGGAGUCGAUUUUUUGCUCUUGUGCAUCAUCUUGAAUCUUUCUAUUCUGUUUUCCGGAAAAAUUGGUUUUAAUAUCUGUUUUAUUUGUCUGGGAGACCUUCCCGCUUCAAGAGUAUGGAGGAGUGUCAAACCACCGUAGAAACAUUUCAGAAGAGUAUUAAGCACAACUUACUUCUAAAAUAUUACGUCACAUUUCACACCUUAUAGAGUAGUGAGGGGGAAAAGCAGCAUUUAUUUUUUUUUGCAACAGAACUAAUGCAAACAAUUAUCAUAAAAUUCGGUUUUGUUUCCAAGCAAUACAUAAACCUUUUGUCCUCAAAAUGUAUUACCAGAGUUUCUCGAAUUUUGUUUGUAGCAUGAGAAUUUCACUUUUUAGAAAAAGUACUCAAAUGCGAGCUUUUACCCCACACGCGGGGCAAAAGUUCGCAGUUUAAAGUAGGCAGUGCAGUUCGCACUGUAUGAACAGUGUAUUUAUUACACUAUCCUCCGUAAAGUUAAUUAUUUUUUGCUAGUUUUGGACUGAUUCUUUUUAGCUGCGUUAGAGCGGUGCUACGAAACAAUUUUCUUAUUUCCGGAAAUCCAGUUUUCUGUUAAUAUGUUCCGAAUCUUUUAAACUUUAUUAAUAUUUGAACAGAAUCUUACAAUUAUUGGUUCAAAGGUCAUCAAAUUACUUCCACAGGCCGCGUUUUGGGUGUUUUGGUGAUAUGUCCCAAAAUGUCCCAAAAUAAAUUCCACUGGGGUUUCUAGAGGCCAUAAAAUAAAUUAUUAAAUUUUAUUUUCGGAACCGGGAUGACGCCAAAAGAUCUGAAAACGAUCCCAGACUUGAAUUCCAAGAUGGUGACUUCCGGUUUCCGGAACACAACUUAAGGUGAAACCUCAUUGAAUUCAAAAAUGCCCGACUUCGAGUCACCAGUUCGAAUUUUCGAAAGCACAAGACUCGGAAAUAGUUAAUGCGUUCCCUGUGAAAAUGCUAUUUUAUGUUUGCUGUGGUGAAGCAAACAUAAAAUAGAAUUUUCAUAGGGAACGCAAUGAGUAUUUCCGAGUCUUGUGCUUUUGAAAAUUCGAAGUGGUGACUCGAAGUCGACCAUUUUUGGAUUCAAUGAGGUUUCACCUUACAAUUACCGAAUGCCAAUAUGUGUAUUUCAAGAAUCGGGACAAUGCGCAGACACCAGAAAUCAACUCCAAACGCGAUUUUCAAAUUCAACCAGACGACCUGGAAGUCACCAUCUAGCAUUUGGAAAUGACGUCUGAAGUCGAUUUCCGGUCUCAAGGGUCAUUUUAAUUCCAGCAAUACAAUUUUUGGGGGAUACUUGACCAUUUUGGGUCGUUUCCGGAGAAACUGGAAGUCAAUAUCUUGGAAUCCAAAAUAGCAUCUGGGGUCAUUCAAUGGUCUCAGAACACCAUCCCGAUUCCGAAAAUACCCAUUUUACCUGGUACGUGGUUUUACCACAUUUUGGUGUUUCCCAGGAACCGGAAGUUGCCUUUCGAAAUCCAAAACGGUGUCUGGGGUCGUUAUCCAGUCUCUGGACGUCAUCUCGACAAUAGAAAUACACAUAUUGAUGGGUAUUUGACCAUCUUAGGUUGUUUUCUAGAAGCCGGAAGUCGCCAUCUUGAAAUUAAAAAUAGCGUCUGUCCCUUUUUCCAAUCUAUUCCGGAAGGAACAUUUUAAAAGCAUAUCAACAAAACCAUAAAAACGGUUGUAAGGUUCUAUCAAAAAAAUCAUAAAACCAUAAUAUUAAUCAGUUUUGGUGCAUAUCCGCAUAUCAUUAGUUAUUCUUGAGUAAUUUCUGUACAAAAACAUCGUUUUUAAACACAUUUUUUUCAUUGUGGUGAAUGGCGAUUAGUGCGUACUUUAACCCCGCGGUUUUGCCCCACAAUGAGUUUUCCGAGUGAUUUGAGUUUUAUGAAAAACAUGAAAAGAUUUUCAGCAAAUUUCUGUAGUUUUCGAAAAAGUCAAUCAUAGUUCCCAAAACUAAGACAAUAAGACACAACAGCUCAAACACAAUUUUCCUCAUAGCUUCGCACCAUUUCAACAGAAUCUUAUGUGUUUAUAUGUGUGAUUAACUCACGUUAUAAUACUGCAAACUCAAACAAUGCUGCCAGUUUAUUUCGCUCGUAUGCUUCGAAAAGGCCAAUGCGUACUUUUACUCCGUGCGUACUUUUGCCCCUCACUACUCUACUUCCAUAAUCACUUUAAAUACAACAUGAAUAUUCUUAGAACGCAUAGAGUGGAAGUAACCAUCGCCAGGAGCUGAUUUCUGGCUUCUGAGUAUUAACCCAAUUCCUGAGAUACCGAAAUUGGCUUGUAUUUGACCCCUGUGGGCUAUUUAUUAGAUCCGAAAGUUGCCAUCUCGGUUCAAAAAAUAAUGGAUACUUUUUAACCCAUUUUAUGCUGUCUUCCAGAAAUCAGAUGUCACCAUCUAGGAUUUCAAAAAAAAACAUUUGCGUUCAAUUACCGGCGUCCAAAUUUCAUCCUGUUUUGGAAAUACUCGUAUUGUUUAGUAUUCGUCCAUGUAAAGCUGUUUCACAGACGAAAGUGGAUUUUAAAACAUCUGGAGUUGAUUUCGGCCUGUAAGCAUCAUCCCGAUACUGGGGAAGAUAAUCCUCGGCCGGCUCCAGAAAACUGGAUUUACUCUCUUGAUUAAGGAUGGCGCUGGAGUUAUUUCUCGGCAGAGGCGUACCCACAUUGUAGCCCUCGGUAGGUACAGGCGUAACACCAGUAUUGACUGAUAUUUUGCCAUCUUAGGCUUUUUUUUAGAAGCAGGAAGUUAUCAUCUAAAAAUACUAAAUGGCAUCUGAGGAUGAUUUCAGACCUUUGGAAAUCAUUCUAGGUGAUUUUUUUUAAAGCCGUAAGACGCUACCAUGGAUUUCAAAAUAGCGUUUGGGGUAAGUUGUGAAAAUAGUCAGAUACACCUCAGAAGGGAAGGAAAUAAAAAUGGCGACGAUACGGAAUUUGAUUUAUAUAUAAAUCUAGCCAAACGUACUUAGCGUGGCUAUCAACACUUAUAUUUCUUAUAUUCCAUUCCAGCCAUUAUGAUUUCCACAAUGGUGUUGGGGUCGAUUUUCGAUUCAUGCCGUUUAGACUCUUUCGACGGAAUUCACAAUCUUGGAUUUCAAAAAUACCACACCGAAGGUCCACUUUCGGAUGUGUUGGAGAUAUUGACAUACCUCUAUUUAGGUUACUCUCCUAAAACACAAAGUUGCCAUCUUGGAAUUCUAAAUGGCUCAUGGAAAUGAUUUCUGGUCUCCCUGCAUCGUUCUGUUGAAAAUAUUCUGAAAAUUCUAAUAUUGAAAGGUAUUUCUGUUCACCAUUCGUCAGUACCCGGAAUUCGCCAUCACAGAAUUCAAGGUCAGGGUUUCUGAAAUCAUUCUUGAAUAUAGGUCUAAUAAUCUGCAAGAUCAAUUACGAUUACUACGAUGUUUGUAAUAAUGUAUCUGAUUGAAAUAGCCUAAUGUGCCUGGAAUGUAUGCCAUUCAAUCAUUUGCAAUAUGUUCUAGAUUCUUUUAAACUUUCUUGAGAUCUAUCGGGUCAGCCACGACAUGUACAAUAUCUUCAGCAAAUCCUUACAUAGCAUCAUAGGGUGAUGUUUGAUAUACUAUCAUUUCCAUAUUGCCUUGAGUUUUGAUUUAGAGGUGAAUUAAGCAUAAAAAGUCAUUAUCAUGCAUAUUUUUCGUAGUUUUGUGAAUUUUAUUUCGAUUUUUAGUAAUGAGAUACCUACCUAUCAUGAUUUUUUAUGUUUAACGUUGUUUUAUGAAUGCCAUCACAAUUUUUAGUAUUAGAAAAAAAUAUCGCCUAAUUUUUAAGCUUAGAACGGUUAAAAUGGUUACAUUAUACCUUAGAAACGGAGAAAAUAAUAUCAUCAAGAUCAACUGCGUUACGGAAAUUCAUUUUUUAUUAGAAGAAGAAGAAGAAGAUAAAUUAUUCCGAAAAAUCUUAGUAACGAGGGAAAUAUAGUUUUGCCGGAAAUUGGGUGUUUGCUGAAUUUGUCAUACUUUUGUAACUAUGGUUACUUUCGGUUCUUUUUUUUCAAGUCUAAAAGGUUAUCUAAGGUUUUCAUUUUUUCUAAAUUAAAAUUCAAAAUGUAGUCUCGUAGACUUAUUUUCCAUUUAAUCCUUUCAUUUAAAAAUCUUGAAUAUCCGCUAAAAGCAACCAUUAGCUACAAUACAUCUACUUUGAUUCCACUCCAUGCACUUUGACGGUCUGCAAUUGUUCUAUGUUCAAGCUUUGCUUGCAAGUAUUCUGCCCUUUGCCAGCACAUCGGGGUCAGAAUGCACUGGUUUCCUUCCUUCGGUUGUCGCGCCAUUUGCUGUCAUUCCCAUUCUCCUAAGCUCCUUUUGUACUUUUAGCAGUGCUUGCCGCGAAGACAUUCACGCUUGCUGAGCGAGUGGAAACCUCUUGAAGCGGUUGUCCAACACCGAUUCAGAAACGCCAAUUGGGAUGGGUGGCUAUUGCCGGUUUCGCAACGUCUAUAGUUUUACCAUUCUUUUUGCUCUUGAUUAUAAAAUAGCAAUUUCGCCUCCACAGUCUGUUGCUUGUGAAAGAGAGAAAUUAUGUAAUUAUUUUUAAUUGAAUUUGAGGGAAAUGCGCUACUCUGCGAUGGUGCCACCGAUUUUUUCGCCUGUUUCUAUCACUAUCUUCGCUUGCUACUGCAGUUCCUCAGUGCGGUCGAUCCUGGCGGCCGUGGUGAUAGGAUUGAGAACCGAAGCAAUGGUAAAGUCUCUUGUAUUGCUCCCUAACCUUGGUUUGAAUUCGCAAUUACAUUGCGCUUCUCAGCGAGCAAAUUGGGUAGGGAAAAACAAUAACAAUUGUUUUACGAUUACUGGAGGCAAAUUUCGAUGGUCCAUUUUCCAUUUUAAGAGCUUCGUUGCGGGUCAUUAAAAGCGACUAAAUGCAACGCGGCACUAGUGUUUGAUCGCCGUCACUGCUCCCUUUUUGGUACUGGAAUUAGUAUUAGAAUUGAGUAUAAGAUAGUAUCUUAACUAACGAGACUUCCUCUUCUAGGAUGAAUCAAUUGCCGGAAUAGUUAAUGAGAAAGAUAAAAAUCAAACUUUGAAAAGAAAAAUCAGUCGGUGAUGGACCCUUCUGGUACGAUCGUAACGAGAUAACUUUCUAGAAAAUGGUAGCAUUCCUGCGAACCGAAGUUAAUACUCAUUUUUCAAAUGAAAACACUACCAAAACCAUAAAACACUGAAAUAAACUUCAUAUCCAAUUAAAUGCCUCGAAAGUUAUCUACCAGGCCUACUAUUAAGCUGUAAACUUCCGUACAAAAUGAAACAACAAUCGUUAGUCUCAGUACUAAUUGCAAUCGAAAUGUCGUAAAAGUGAGCGCAACGGUUUGUGCUCAAUUGCUAGGUUUAAAAAAGUGACCGGAGAUUUUAUCAACGCCAAAGUAUUUCUUGCGCUUCAAGUUUCUAGUUUUUUUUUUUUUUUCGAUAACAGUCAUGAAGUCGUAACAUGAAAGGUCAAGCUCCUUGGUUUGGUUUUUUUUUUAUUCUUAUGGUACACUAACAUAAAAUCAUAGAAUCAUUGAGAGCGCAACACGUGCAUAGAAACAAACAAACGAUACACAAAGUGCACUUACUAACUGUGCCUGUGUCGGGGGAAACGCCGAACGUCAAACAUGACUGGAAAAACCUCUAGAGCAGGAAUCUAGUAGUGGUAUGCCCCUCCAGGCGUCGGACUAGGAAGUAUCAGACCAAUUUCAAAAAACCUGUCAGCACUUUUUUCGCUAUCACUUCAUGUUCUUAGAACGGUGCGGUAUGUGUGGCUUUCUUACCUUCAUCGACGCCUCACAAGACCAGUUUCAGUGUUCGUACUACGACAGCCUCAGAUUUUCUUUUGUAGGACGGUAAGCCCAUUUUUGCAUCGCUUGUUUCUGCUUUUCUUGAGGAUAGCUUGCCGGAAGCGUCGCAACAAUCAGAAACAAAAGAACUCUUCGUUCUGUUUUUGCCGGUGCAAUUUUAUCCCGUGGGAAAAGUUGCAACAGUGUAUUCUAUUUUUCGACGAUACCCGCUGUUUUUAGCCCUUGAGAUUUCCAGCGAAGUAAAAGGUGACUGUCUAGGCCAAGAGCAUUCUCUUUCGUGUGAAAACGAUAAUUGUGUUGUGGUUUUAUUCUGAUAGAGGUAUUCAGUGUCAACGUUAUCCAAAAGGGUGAACCAAUUUAGAUUUAAAUGUGGUUUAAUCUAAUUUUGCAUAAAAACACUGUGUUCAUUCAGAAAAUCUUGUACAACAGCAAAAGGAAACGCAGUAUAUUUCCACUUAUCUUCUGAAAAAUGCGUUGUACAUUGCACCUUGUACAAAAAAUUGAUUGCUGCCAUUACUAGUUUUCUUAAUAUUAACUGUACCCUUUUGACCUAUCGUGUCCACUGUUUUCCCACCUCUACCAACCGUAAACGAAAAAAACCAUUAUAGUAUCAACAGUUUUCAUUACCCUACUGCACAUAAAAAUAUUUAGAUUGUGCGUUACAAGCUUAACGCACUAUCAAAAAUUCAAACGAUUGCAAUGUUCGAUUACAAUUCAUGCAAAACGAUGCGAUACCUAUCCAUAACCGCCUCGACCGUCGACCAUGGUUUGAAAUUGGUUUUGAGUAAUUCAACCGUUCUCUGCCCGCCCUCGGCAGCUGUCACCUUACCAUCGGGUUUCGUCGACAUGGUCCGGUCAAGUGACCACUCAAUUCAAAUCCGUUGGGGUAAAAUUGAUGAUUUUUGUUAUGGACACACGCAACAGCUUAUCAGGAUUGACUCCGACAACUGCUGUCUCCCGAACACCCUCUCACCUAACCUCCCACCGUUAAUGACGAUUGCAGCCCAGCUGGCAGGUCUAUUUCCCGUCCAAACCAGGCUUUCAUAGUGCUCGCUGAUAAAAUAAACAACAAAAGCUCUGUUGGGACAUCCAUUCAUGGUGGUAAAACGGUUGCCGCUUGUUUUAUUUAUUUUAUUUUUAUAUAUUUUUCACUAUCCAGUUAAAUCAGUUUUACCCGAUGCUCUGAUACGCACUCAGCUGGGAGUACUUUCCAUUUUCUGCACCAUUUUAGAUGAUUUUUUGUCGGUUUCCUGAUGGGCUUAACGAACAAAUUUUCAGUUUGACAUUUGCGUGCAUAAAAUGUGCCUGGUAGUAACUCUUGAUCGACAAAGCUUGCACAAUUGCUCGCGGGACUGAAAACUCUAUGGUAAAAAAAAAACAUUCAGACCAUUAGGAAUAGAUUUCAUUCGCACGAAAUUACUGCCACCAUGGGAAUAAUUGCGGCGUUGACAGUUUUACUCACGUGUGCGUGUACAGCCGUGCGUCCAAAUCAUAAAGGAAAACUAUAAUCAAUUUCAUCCGAACUGCAAUUGAUUGUCAGUGCUAAGUUAAUAUUGAGGCCUAUAGUAUGCUCUGCGAUAGAAUGCAAUGUGCAUCGAGUCGAAUACAGUAUUUGUGCAGUAAUUUGGGAUUUAAAAUGGUUGACAACACGCUCUCAGAAUUUAAUAAAACUUUAUGAGUGUAAAGACUAUGCCUAAUCCAUCAUUGCAUAUUUUGCUUUUACAAAAUCGAUCUACACUAACUUUUGAAAAGAUUAACGACAAAACUUACGAAAAUCUUUCUCACGUACUGAUAUGUAAAAAAAAUGCAAAAUUUCACAAUUGGCACGACAUUUUUAUUUACUUGUUCUGUCAAUCUACAGAACUUCAUUCACGGUGAUGUAUUUUCCAUUAAACUUUAUAUAUUCCGUAAAACGGGGCGAAUAGAAAUAGUCUUCGAUAAAUCAAAAAAUACUGUAAUGUCUAGAACGAAUAUAAAAGCUUUAAAACAUGUGUGUAGCCUUCCACUACCAAUGGUGUAAAUACCAUUUCGAUAAAUAAAUAAUUUAUUCUUUCAUUAAAAAUAAUGUUGUAUGUUUCUAUUCGCCCCGCAAUUGGAUGAAUAGAAAUACUUAUCAGUUGACUUCGAUUUUCUUGUUCUGAUGAAAGAUUUGAAUUUUAUUUCGGUGAAAAAAAAAAACAAUCGCAUCCUUAUUGAUAUGAUGACGUUAAAAAGCAUUUAAAUAGCGAAAACGUUCGGUUUACUACUUCAUGAAUGUCAUCUUAAUGUAUGGAUAUGUCCUAACAAAAUUAGAAACGAAGGAUUCUGAGUUGGGUCAAGCGUUUCUACCGACUCAGGAUUUUUUUUGUACUCGGUCUAGACACGGCCUCCAGUAACACUUCGUGCUGGUAGAACUGGAAUCUUGGUCCGUUUCAUUCGGGUUGUUGAUGUCUUUGUCGAUUUAUGUCAAGUGUCACGCAGCAAAUAAAUCAGACUUUUGUCGAGUUUUUGGCUAAUAGCUUGGUUUUCUGCUGGAUUGUGUUCUGAUGGUGGCUCAGAAGGUUGAUUCCAUAUUUCGUGGUCGCUUGACGAAGGGACAUUUUUUUCUACGUAAUAUUCUCUGCAGCUUGCACCAGACGGAGUGAGUCCGGGUUUUUAUACGUUUUUGGAUCAUUAUGUUAAUAAGUGCUGACCAAGAUGGGCCAAGGAUAUACAAAACAUGUUUCAGGUAUCAUUUUACAUAAAAAUAUGAUUGUAUUUCUUAAAACUGCUUGUUGUGGUGUAAAAAUAUUCGCUAUGGUGUUGUUUCUAUUCGCCACGUAAAUUGGCGAAUUGGAAGUUUUCCAAAGUUUUUUGGCACUCCGAAACGCUCUGAACUUGAGUCUCCAUUUUGGAUUAUUUUAAACAAACUGACAGUAGUGCUUCUUACCCAAAAAUGGGUUUGGAGGACUUGUUUACUAUUGAACUAUCCACGAAAAUUUUUCUACAUGAUUUUUUAGACCUUGUGACAACAUUUUUCAAGCUCAGAAGUAUUGUUUAUAUUCGCCCCACUGUCUCUAUUCACCCCGUUUUACGGUACACAGAUUUUUACUUCCGGGGACAAUCCAUGUCCUUAGUUCACAUUGGAGGUAGUCAUUAUUCUGUUGACCUCUGCUAUGCGCCGGACCUUUUCACAAAGUAUUUGUAUGAGUCCUUGCUAGCCUUUGCAUUUAUAAUCAGAUAGGGGUCCUUCCCCAUUACACGAGGACAACUGAGGUAGAAUGAGAUUUUUCCUGAACAACUAGGCUGAAUUUGAAUCAUUUUUGUUUUGGUGUUUUGUUCUCGUUGAACUUUAUUAAUUUGAACCAGCCUUAAGCUAAUUUUCUUUUCUUUUUCGGAUCACUUGUUAAACAUGACAUCAUGCGCUUUUUUUCAUUUUUAUUUUUUUCCGUAAAUACUUCCGAAUUUGGAAUCAUUUUCAUUUCGGUUGCUUUUUUAGUUUGCUGCAGGUUUUAUUAUUUUAGUUUUUACUUUAUUGUUACUUUGUUAUAUUACUAAAUUAAACAUAUUUAACCAGCUGAGUCGGUUUAAUUUAGAUUGACAUUGCGAUUUUUUUUUAUGUUUUACAAAUGCAGAACGAAUCGGAUAUUCAAUAUGUUUAAACUCGCCUUUUGGUUUCUGUACAUCGCUUCGAUUUUGGAAAUACCAUGGAACGGGGUGAAAUUGACCAAUUUUUAUAAUAUUUCCAAUCAACUAGCUUCAUGUACAUUUUUCCCAAAAUAGUAUAUAUUUAAAACAAGUACUGGCAUGUGCUCUAGAGAACCUCUAUGGCUAUUGGUGAAAUUUCUGUCGUCUACUUCAUGAAAUAAAUUCGAGAAUUCUAUGAGGUAAUAUGAGAUAAAUCGGGGUGAAAUUGAUCACCCCUGAAAUCAAUACAUUCUAUUGGAAAUUUGCUUUUUUUCUUUAUGUUUAUGAUAAAUGAUGAUUUCUGGACUGAAAAAUAUCAAUCACAGGUAGUUUGUAAACGAAAAUAACGAUAUUUCAGGUUAAAGUUUAUUUAUUUUGGUUCACGAGCUGCAGUUUGCUAGAUUUGCUCUCAUUUGAUCAUUGUUAGAUCGAUUUCAAUUUGGUUUGUUGCAAAAGUUAAAAAACUAGCUUUGAAAUUAAAAUGUUUGGGGUUUCCUGUGAAUUCAUCAGUAUUACUUUGAUGAUAUGGAAAAAUCAUUGUUGAAAAUUAUAUUUUUUGAGCUUUUAUCAAACUUUACUCACUUCUCCAAAUUUAACGUAAAUAACCCCUAAUUAAGAUUAAUACAAGUAAAUUCAAUACUUUUUUUGUUAUUUAGAAACUUGUUCGAUCAAAUUUGAUUGAGUUUUGACUGAGAAGAAUUUUUCGAAAAUAUGUUGAAUUGCACCGGGCAUGUAAGGGUUAACUUCGACAGGUAUGUGAAUCUUUCAAAAGUUGCAUUUUAGGACUCGUAAACAUUGCCUAGUUUUGUAAGAUCAGUAUCUUUUGAUUAGUAGUUUUUAUCACGAAUUUCCAGGUGAUCAAUUUCACCCCACUGAUCAAUUUCACCUCAUUCCACGGUACCCAUUUUGGCUGGUAUUCGGCUUUGGUUUUAAAAUGACACGUUGAGUCAUUUUCUGAGCUCUGAACAUCAAUAUGACUCUUCAUGUUGAGCUCAUAUAUAAAUACCCAGUGGUCAAAAUACUCACCUCCAUUGACGAGUAAUGUAUACUCAGUUCAGUAAUUUUUGGCUGCUUUCCAGAGACUGGAAGUCACCAUCUUAGAAUUCAAAAUGGUGUUUAGGGUCGAUUCUUGGUUUCUGUGCAUCAUCCCGAAUAUAACGGAAAUAACCAGGAUACCGAUUUCGGAAAUGGUCUUGGAUGGUCUUCGGUUAGGUUUGGCUAUUUUCCAGAAACUGGAAGUCAUAAUCUUGGAAGUCAAAAUGGCAUGUGGAGUCAGUUUCUGGUCUCUGAGCAUUAUUCCGGAAAUUCCCAUAUUAGGUGGUAUUCGACCAUUUUUGGCUGUUUCCCAGGAACCAGAAAUUUUCAUAUUGGAUUUGAAAAUGGCGCCAGGAAUCAAAUUUUGGCUGCUCAUUUACGGCCGUUUACCGGAAAAAAAGAUUGAAAUGUCUGUUUUCCUUACUCCCUUCCAGAGUAAAACCAUCACAGAAACAUUUUUUACCACCAAAAACCUCCAAUGCAAAAUUUGGUUCCAUUCGCUUGAUUAGUUCCCGAAUUAUGCCGAAAUUUGUGUUUGAUUCGUAUAGGAGCCCUUCCUUUCAUAAGAAGGAACACCAAAAUAUUUGUUGCUCCCAAAGUCCCAGAGUCCAAAGUAGGCACGAUUUCCUGUCAUAAGGCGUCGAGGAAUUUCUUUGAUGGUGUCGUUGUCAGCAAUCACCAGUGAGCUCAGGUACACGAACUCGUCUACCACCUCGGUUUCAUCACCGCUAAUAUGAAAUAAUGGUGGAGGUUGAUACUGUCUUCUCUGGAACCUCUUCCUCUCAUGUACUUAGUCUUCGAUGUCCAAUUCGUCCAGCUUCAGCCUUCAGUCUGAUGUACGUCUCCGUCAUCUUCCCAAGAGUUCGUGCUACAAUAUCAAUGUCAUCGGUGAAGCCAAAUUGCUGAACAGACUUCCUAAAUAUCGUGCCACUCGUGUCGAUACUAGCCCUACGUAUCACACCUUCCAAAGCGAUGUUGAAUAGCAAGCACGAUAAUCCAUCACCUUGCCGUAACCCUCUUCGACAUUCGAAGGGACUCGAGAGUGUCCCUGAAACUCGAACUACGCACAUCACCCGAUCCAUCGUCGACUUGACUAAUCAUUUCAGUUUAUCCGGGAAACCGUAAUCGUGCAUAAUCUGCCAUAGCUGAUCUCAAUCGAUUGUGUCAUACGCAGAUUAGAAAACGAUAAACAAAUGAUGUAUAGGCACAUUAUAUUCACGGCACUUCUGUAGGACCUACCGUGACGCGAAUAUUUGGUCCGUGGUGGCGCGGGCACCCAUAAAUCUCGCUUAGUAUUGCCCCACGAAUUCCCUCGCAAACGGUGAUAGUCGAUAGUCGGCACAAAAUUUGAGAGAGUACCUUGUAGGCGGCGUUCAGUAGCGUGAUUGCAUGGUAGUUGCAGCAAGUCGCUUUUUUGUAGAUGGGGCACACUGUACCCUCCAUCCACUCAUCUAAUACUACCUCUUCAUCCCAAAUCUUAGCAAUAACCCAGUGUAGUGCCUCACCCAGACAUUCGCCACCGUAUUUCAACAGUUCGCUGGGGAGUUGGUCAGCUCCAGCGGCUUUGUUGUUUUUCAGCCGGCCGAUCUCCUCUUUAAUCUCCUAGAGGUCAGGGGCUGGAAUUCUGUCGUCAUCAGCGCGUACAAAGAGAGCUACUACAACUCAAUCGUUGUCCUCUACUCACCGUAGUACUGCUUUCACCUUUCAAUCACCUCACACCCUGCACAUGCCGGUUCCGUGCACGUUGGUAGCGCUCCACGUUCGCCCUCGUUUGGUGUUGCAGUAUACUCGCUCGUGCUGCACUCUUCUUUUCCACUAACUGUUUACACUUGUGGACAAACCUUCUCCUGUUCGAAGCCAUUGUACCAAGUGCCGCUACAGCAGUACUACCUAUGGCUGACCGAAUGUCCCUCGGGCCGUUUUCAAGAGUAGCUGCGCCAAGCUGCUCUUUCGUUGGUGAUGCUGCUUCCAGCUGCUGCGCGUACUCUCGUGCAAUUUCGGCGUCCCGUAGCUGCCCGAUGUUUGGUCGCAAAGGGCGACUUUGACGCGUGUUUCGCACCGUCGAAAGUUUUGAGCGCAUGCAGAGGUAAUGGUCCGAAUGUAUAUUCGCACUGCGGUAGGUGUGAAUGUUGAUGUCAUCUGAGAAAAAAUUUACCAUCCAUUAGAACGUGGUCGAUUUGGUUUUCCACUUGUAAGUCAGGUGAUCUUCAGGUGGCUUUGUGGAUGUUUUUACGGGGGGAAAAGAUAAUUCUUACUACCAUACCGCAGGAGGCUGCAAAGCUCACACAUCGUUGUCCGUUAUCAUUUGAUGCGGCGUGCAGGCUGACGAUCUUAACGUCCCGCCAUCAUACAGCCAUCAUACACAUGCUCCAGCUGCGCAUAGAAUGUUUCUUUCUCAUCGUUGGGUCUUCCUUCGUGUGGGCAGUGCACGUUAAUAAUGCUGUAGUUAAAGAACCGGCCCUUUAUUCUCAAUUGCCAGCCGAUCACGCGUUAGCGUAUCCUACCCAACACUAUAAAGCCAGUCCCAAGCUCGUUGGUGGUGCCACAGCCCUAAUAAAAGGUAGUCUCUCGAUGUCCGCUUUUCAUACCUUCUGUCCUGACCAGCAAAGUUCCUGCAGUGUUACGAUUUCGAAGUUGCGUGGAUUGAGUUCAUCUUAAAUGAUCCUGUCGCAGCCGUGAAAGCCUAACGAUCUGCAGUUCUAUGUACCAAGUUUCCAAUCGUAGUCCUUAUUUCGUCGCCUAGGUCUGUGCCGAUUGCUCCGAUCGGUAUUUCCUUUUUCGAUAUUUGCAACGUUUUGUGUUUUGCGGGCCGGCUUGUUGGGCCUUCCCCAACCCCCUGUCUCGCCGGGUACCUUUGUGCCAGCACUGUUUAGAGUCUUAGGCUGAUACCAAGACGCUGAUCAGCCGCUAAUAACAUGGCGAUCAGAGGCUGUUUUCAGCCGCACCAUCUUGGUGAACAGACGCUCAGGUUGGCGAAGCAUUUCCUCUACCGCCGAGAUAUGGUUAACGCGCCAAUGAUCCCGUCGCACCUUCUCAUUUAGCUAUUGUCGGAUGACAACAUUUCCCAUGUUUCAACUGGUAGUCUAUUGUAUCAUAUGACUCGUGGAGGCGUGAGAUAGGAAUUUGUGCGGGCCGGAGGUAAGUUUGAGCCCCCAUGAAGAUAUUUUUUGCUCUCAAAAGCCUUCCCGAUCAGUCAAAACUGUCAGGAUUAUAACAAAUCUUGAUAUUUUGUUACGAACUUUGUGUAUCAACUUGUGUUCUAAACUUGGUCUCGUUAAUAGUUGAAAUAUCAAAAUUUCUAUCAAAAUACUUACUGAUUAUUACAAAUUAUAGCAAGUUCUGUAAGGUUUUUGGCAGAAAAAGAUCAGAAUUAGUUAGAAAGUACAAUAUUUUUUUCACAUUCACAUUUUUAACAUUCAAGUGCAUGAUAACAAAAUUUGGUAUAAUUCUGCACUUUUUAUCAUAUGGCAUAUCAAGAAGAUCACAGGCCUUUUUAUUUAUGUCAAAUUCAGAUAUAUUUGUGUUACCCGUUUGUUAUAAUCGUUUGAUCGGGUUCACGUUUGAUUUGGUUCCAUUUACUUGAUCAGUUCUUGAGUUGUGCCAAAAUAUGUGUUUCAUUUGUACGGGAGCUCUUCCUUUCAGAAGAAAGAUGGGUGUUAAACCUUUGUAAUAACAUUUUUUGUCCCCACAUACCUUUACAUACCAAAUUUGGUUCAAUUUAUUUGAUUAUUACUAGACUUAUGCCGAAAGUUGUAUUUUAUUUGUACUGGAUUCCUCCUUUACAGUAGAGAGAGCGGUCUCGAACUAUCCCAAUCACCUUUUCCGCCCCCAAAGACCCCUACAUACAAAUUUUCACUCCGAUCGGUUCAGUAGUUUCCAAGUCUAUUUGGAUCAGACAGACAGACAAAUCUGCAUUUUUAUAUGUUUAGUGUCGACUGUCACUAUUCAAAUCCGUGAGGACGAACCACCUUGUUAUGGAAUUAUUAACGAAACCAUUAAAUUGUUUUCCCGACUGUUGGCCUUUAAGAGGUUAUCAAGCCAAUGUUUCCUGCAAGUACUUUAAAAACCUUUUUGUUGAAUCUUGUUUAUUGUUUACAACCACUCCUAAUCAAAGUUUCCUCAAGUGGACUUAUAAAAAUCGAAGCCGAUUUCUUCUUACUGAUUUUACGCGAUAAGUAUGAUCUAGUAGAGUUGAGGUCUUUGCAAUGACUAAAAAUUGGUGUUUGUUAUCAAAACUUUUCACAUCGCUUCAGUUACAAACACAUCUUAUCAAUUAAGAAUGUCAAUUGCGAAAAUGUACCGUUCAUGAUUAAUCCGCAUACUCCAAAACAGCAACAGUUACUCUAGUCCUCUUCAUUAAGUAGUGGUAGUGGUCACGCUUUCUUUAGAAAGACAUUAAUUACAAUUAUUAGCAUAUAGGAAUUAGUUGCUCCAAAAUACAAGCAGAAGAAGAACAUAUCAUACAAGACAAUAUUAAAACUAAUUUUAAGUUUGAUAAAACAGCUAGUACACAUAGCUCUUGAUAGAAAAAGGCGCUAUAAUUUACACAAGUCAUCAAUUAAACAAUCCAGUUUGAGAGAAGUUUCAAAACAACUUUAACUGAGCGCAAACUCGUCUAGCAUUGCCUUUAAAUUAGGCAGUCAUAGUCCAAGCAGGGGGAUGUGGAGCGUUUCUCAGUGAAAACUUUUCAAUUGGUUACUCAGUCAGAGUACUGAAAACCCUCAAAGUACACAUGCGUUUCUGUUGCUGCAGAAUAUGGUGAACAAUGAUUGCAUUUGCACCAUCCAGAAGUAUCCGAAAAAUAUAUUUUAAGUGAUCAUGCAAACAAAAGUUUUCCAGUUGCGGUAAAAGUCUUAUUACAUAUUUUGUGCGGUCAGGGCCUCGAAUGGGCUCGCAAAUGCCGUUGUCUGUGUGAGUAUGUUUGCAUCUACUUGUUUGACCUGGAAAUACGAUGUGAAAAUUAUUAAAUUGUUUAAAACUGGUUACUGGUGGUACAUGGUGGAACACCCUUGCUGCCUUCCUCUUGCAGACACAGAAGUGAACGAGUCAAACUUUUCGAAACUGAAGAGAAGCCUCUUGUACUAAAAGGAUAGGAGUGUUUUCGAGUGCGCUUUACAUAAAUCAAAACUAGUCUACUGGUUGGUGGAAUGGAACCAAUAUUUAACUGUUAUGUUUCCUAAAAAAAUUGACAAAUAAAAAUCAUUUUAACAUCAAUGUCAACACAGAUAGUUCGAAAUAUAUUACGUUGAAGAUAGAUGAGAUAACAGACUGAUGAUCUUCAAAAUUUAAAUCAGUUUCAAAUCUGAUCAAAAAUCAAUCAAUAUGAAAUAAAAAUCAGUUAGACACCUAAUUAUGGACACAUUUCAAUACCAAAUGGAGUCACAACGUAAAACCCAUUGUCAAAUAAUAUGGGAAACAGUGCACACUAACAGCUUUUGGUCACUAACAAACUCGAUCUAAGCUGUUGUAAAAUUACAAAAUUCAAUUAUCAUACGCUCUCACCCGAUUUCGUCUGAACAAGCAAUCAUCAUCAAUGGACAAUGAGCUGCGUGUAUAGCGCAUGUUACGGAGUAUCCUUAGCCGAAUCAGACUUGCAAUAACAAAGUUUCAACUUGCAAUGCUGUGUGCUCUAUACCCGAAACCCCCCACCCUGCUCGAACGAUGCAAUGGUCAUCCUACUGCCCGCAACAACCACCAACCACGGCGACGACGAUAGAGCUUCGGCAAUAUCGAUGGCAGUACCCAAUGACACUGGGAAGCCCGGCCGAACGACUCUCCUCGGUUGCAACAGAAUCGAAACAACAUCCAAUCGAACAAUCGAACCAUGAACUGUGUCGGUAAACUCAGUCAUCCUGAAUUGUAAUACGGAGGGAACGGGUAAUCGAAACGGCAGCGGACCGAGGGGCAAAGCUGGUCCACAAGCACUAUUCUGGAAGAGUUGUAAUCCAAUUGGCCUCUACGAAACUGGAAGAUGAACAACGGCUUUGUACGGACGACUGCCACCGGCGAAAGUACAGCAUAGUACAUUGUCCUAUAUUGUCAAUACUUCGCUCAAAAAUAUUUGAAGUUCUUUUAUGAAUUGGAGUUAUUCAACAAAAAAUAGAUCAAUCUACAUGCAAAAUUGUUAGAUUAUCGAAUUUUGGCUUGUAGGUUUAUUAUCUCUCAGUUCUAAGAAGGUUGAAGAAACUUUUUUUUUGUUUGCGAUAAUUGAUUUAUUUACUGCAUUUUCGAUUUUGAAUAAUUGAUUUAUUCUUCAUGUUGCCUGAGCAGUGCACCAGGAACAACUUGUUAACUGUUGGUUGGUUGCUACAAUUCCAUUGUUCGGAGGAACUUGCAUCCGCCAUGGUCUUUCCAAUCGCCAACCCAAGCUGCUGGUACUUGUGUGGAACAAACUGUUGACACCCACCCAUACUCAAGCUCCUCGGAAUCAACGCCAAGGCGGUUGUAACCAGUAAGAGUUCAAGUGUGUCUUGAGAGAUUUAUGCUCUCACACCACCUGAUAGCUGCACUUUUGUGAACCUGCUACUAAAGGAAAGAAUACUCUUAGCCAGUCGACCAGCCACCCCCUCGGUUCUGGAAAAUAGUCCACAAUGAACUGCACAUAUGGCAAUGUUGUUCUGAACAGUACUCAAGCUUGACACUGCCCUACCGGUGCACUUCCGUUCAAUCCCUAAAGGAAUAUAUUAUAUAGCAAGCGAUGCACUGCCCGAACGCGGGAGUUUCUUCUGUGAUGGCCUUCUUAUUGCUGGUCCGAGAGAAUGAGGCCAAGGCAGUGUAUGUACACACCGAACAUCAUCAAUAAACGUCUUGCUGCAUCAGCGGCUCAAGAUCUGUUGCACUUCAGUGUUGCAGUUGUGUGAAAGGAUGGAAAAGCGCUAAACAAUGCCGGAAGGGAUUAAUAAUGCAUCUGGUAUAACAAUCGAUAAGGGUGUUAAAGUUUGCUUCUUUGCGCCUGUGUCCGAGUCGUAUCCAUCUCGUACCAGGUGUGCUAUUGCCACUAAAUGUACAGUCCGGGCCAAAAGCGGGGUCCAAUCGAACUAGAAUACUUUUAGUUUUGUGAUCAGUGUGGGAAACCAAACAUCAUAUUAACUUUUUUUCUCCGUUACUGUUCUUGAUAACACUUGUUUCUUACGCGGAACUGGCGGAAACUGUAUCCUAUUAACAAAAAGGAUAGUAAAUAUAUCAAGAGAUACUCACUGCAUUGAAUGAUGUGAAAAUUGUGCGGACGAUGAAAUAAGAUAGCCAUUUUCAUUCCAAUGAGCAAUCAAAGAACUCAAUGAACACAGGCACAAGCGCAGACUCGAGGCAUAACGAACGUGAGGCGUAAUGGAUAAUAGAGGCAUGCUGCCACAAGGCAUAAUCGACGCGAUGUCGAAUACAAUAUUAUAUGAUCGCCUGUGAUUCAUUUAUCGUGACUAUAUAUCCCGGAUUUGCAACAUCCCUUUCACAACAGAAUGUCUAUUAAAAAUAUGUCCCACGUUUGAUGAUUAACAAAAAGCGUCCUUCAAUGAAUUCUAUAUUUUAUUCAAAUAUAAGUGUAAAUAUAUUAAUGAAGAAUUUAGAGCGGGCAUAAUAUUUUUUCAUAAAUCAUGCGGCGAAGACGCAUCAUCGAGGUAGUAUAAGCCGCCUUGGUUUUCGCAGUCCGAGGCGACCGCCCAACCGCCGUCAGAAGCGGCGGCCUCUUGCACACAAACUAGUUUGCGAGCUCUACUCAAAUAAAUUUUCCCCUAGUUAAGUCCGAACAAACGGUAGCGAGUAAAUUUCAAAUUUGCGGCUGCUAAUUUCACGAUGAAGGAAAAUAUUGAAAUUUCAAACAUGGAAAGGUGUGGGGGCGUAUGAGUUUUCGUUCAUGAUUCUGCAGAUUGAAACUUCUCUCAAAACUAACUUUCCCAUUGCUUAACUAAUUUGUCGAAAAAUCUACUCCCGGGUAAAUAGUUUGUUCAACUAAAUUCAAAUUAAUAGGACAAAUAUAAUUCCAACCGACGAGUUUAUUGCAUACAACGAUUGUAGUAGCUAAGCGCAAAAGUUGAAUAAAAUAUAAUAUACAAAAAAUGCAAUUCAAGUAAUUGUAACGAUGAUAAUAUUUAUACAUUUUUAGAGCGUGCUCUUGUCAUAGACAUCAAGAUGCAUGAAGAGACAAAAAAGUUUAAUUCUUACGAUUUACAUUUUUAGCAACAGUGAAAACAUAGUGAAAGUAGCAGCAAUGUAAGAGCAACAAAGAAGUGCAUAGAAAACGAUAACCAUGUAGGUGAGAUUAUGUACAUCAGAAUGAAAAGGCAAAAGGCAACACCGGUAGAACAUGACACAUUAGUUAUUAUCUUUUUUGUAAUCUUUUGGAUUAAAAAGUUGUUCGAGUCAACGUAGGAACAAAGGUGCACAAACGUUUAAAAAAAAGGUCACGCAAAGAUCAAACAUUGCAAGCAUUUUUGAGUAAUUAACUUGACAGUUGAUUGAUACGUAUUCCUAAAAAUCAUUAGUUUCAGAGUUUAUGUAUUGCAAAAAUACUAACUAAAAGCGGUCCUCUACUCAACACGGCCAUAAGAAAAAAUCCUGAUUUGCUAAUGAAAUAAAUAUGAUCCUUUUAGUUCAAACGAAACAUGUCCAUGAAGAUAUUGUCUAGCCUAAACAACAACACCGAUAUAACUAACCAUCAAAUCAGAGAGGAUCGCUUAAACGGUCAUAAAAUUAAAAGCAAAGUGCAGAGCGAUAAAAAAAGACAUAAUAAGGCUUUUGGGGGGGCUACCCACCCGGAAGGUAUUGCCACAAUAAAAUAAAGGGUGGUAGGAAUACAAUAAAAUAUUCAAUUAGAGGAGGCAAAGCUUUGUUAUAGUAUUAGACAAGUAGAUGGUAAACAACCGCAGCCCCAGCAGCAGCGUCAAAUUAACGGAAAAGCAAUUUCAAACCAAUUAUAAUCGAAUAAAUUCAACAGACCAAACAAUUGAGGCGUUGUUUGAAAGGAGAAAUUGCUCCAUCAAAAAUAACCCCUCGAGCAAAGAAAACCUCGAUUUCGGGAACGAUGCUCCGGAAGCAACCGUUGGAUCUAUGAAGGGAAUAAACAACAAUAUUUACAGUCAUUUGAAGUAGCAUUUAGAGAAAACCAGUGAAAAAAAAACAAACGAAAAGUAAAUGCAACAAAUUUAAAAAAAAAGUAUAUAUAUAUAAUGAAAUAGGCCUUUUUUGAUAAUUUUUCAAAUAUAUUUACAUUAACAGCCGGGAAGGAAUAGCAACCAUAUAUUACUUAGGGUUUGGCAGAUACUGUAGUUUGUAAUUACUAGACUUAUAAUAUAACGUGAAGCAAAAGCAAGUAAUGUAUUAAGUAGAUUGCUUUCAAGCGGGACACUCCCUGGAAAUAAACCAAAUUACAUAACUGUAGAAUAAGCAAUACAUAAAAUGAAAAACAAAACCAAGCACAGCAAUUUGAAAGACCUAUAACCUAGUGAUGCAAUAUGUCCCGUUUGAAUUAAACACUUCACAAACAAACAAAUAAGUAAACAUAGAAAAGAAAUUAUUUGCUCUUGGUAUAUUAGUUUUACGAACGAAGUAUCACAGCUAUGAAUAUAUGCAAAAACAAUGUACAGCAAUCUCCACUAUAUUGUUUUUACCAACAUCAAACACACAUACAAAAUACAUGUAACACGAUAAAUCAAACAUUCAGAACCAUAAAAUGACAGUGAAAGGAGCUAAACAAGCAAAAAAUCUAGUGAUUAUAGCCUCGAAAAGCAAUAAAACAUAUUUUUAGAAUUCAA